CUCCUUCGUCUAAACCCCCUUUCUUCCUCCAUAAAUAUCCCCACCAUUCCUCCCAUCUCCUCUCUCUCUUUCUCACACUCUCUCUCUCUAUUUGGCUGAAGAAACGUCCCCUAUAGAAUUAUGGUGAAGGAAAAUAUUAGGAGGUUUUACAACAAAGCUGUAGGCUAUCUAUCUGGGCCCAAUUCAACUGGAUCUGAACCCAGUAUCGUAGAGCCCAAUCAGCCCGAUGAAAUAUAUACUUCGUGGCUGAAGGAGCAUCCUUCAGCAUUAACUUGGUUUAAUGAGACGACGGGCGAGGCGACACUAGGGAAGAAAAUAGUCGUGUUUUUGGACUAUGACGGCACACUUUCUCCCAUUGUUAACGAUCCCGAACGCGCUUUCAUGUCCGAUGCGAUGCGAUGUGCUGUGCGAGAGGUGGCAAAACACUUUCCAACAGCUAUAAUAAGCGGUAGAAGUCGUGACAAGGUGUAUGGAUUUGUUAAGUUGGAUGAAAUUUACUACGCUGGGAGCCAUGGAAUGGACAUAAUGGGGCCUCCAUCGCAUGUAAAUUCUUAUGACAACAAGUUUCAAACAAACACAAUGGAUAAAAAGGGCAACAAAAUCACAAUUUUCCAACCUGCUCAGGAGUACCUGCCUACAAUUAAGAAGCUGUUAGAAGAGAUGAAACAAAGAACCUUGGACAUCCCAGGUGUGUUUGUGGAGGAUAAUACGUUUUGCAUCUCCGUUCAUUACAGACAUGUCUUGAGCGAGGAUUUUGGAGAUCUGGAGGACAGAAUACGUAAUUUGCUUUCAGAAUAUCCUAUAUUUCAUCUAACUCGCGGGAAGAAAGUUUUAGAGAUUAGGCCUUCUAUCGAGUGGAACAAAGGUGAUGCUUUGUUAUAUCUUCUCAAAACGCUAGGGUUCUCGGAUUCUAGCGAUGACGUCAUCCCCUUCUACAUUGGCGAUGAUAAAACUGACGAAGAUGCAUUUAAGGUUCUUAAGAGUAGAGGACAAGGCCAUGGUAUUGUUGUGUCAACGUUUCCGAGGGAAACAUUAGCUUCCUACUCUCUGAAAGAUCCAACGGAAGUGUUGUCGUUUUUGCUUCGUUUGUCGAGGUGGGGCGACACACUAAAGUCGACUUGAUUCAUAGAAAAUUACAUUUACAAUUAUUUUCCAUGAGUUAGAUUUAGUACAUCAAGUUAUCAUGGGGUAUAUUACUAAAUGUAGGGAUAAAAUUAGGAAAAUGAGAAUGUGGCUUGCUUUUUUUUAUAGCCGACAUUCGAGUUUCCUCGUGGUAUAGGUUUGCUUUUUUCCCCAUGUAUUUCAUGGUUUUGAUUUUUGAACCUGAAUUUUAUAUUAAGUACUAUUUAAUAAAGUAUUUAUGUAUUGAUAUU
Messenger RNA from Salvia splendens (bonfire salvia), 1373 nucleotides. RefSeq names its product probable trehalose-phosphate phosphatase 3. Bases 121 to 1122 code for a protein of 333 amino acids. Gene Ontology annotation, molecular function: trehalose-phosphatase activity. The record is from RefSeq and is a predicted model, not a curated record. The transcript is spliced from 9 exons. Gene Ontology annotation, biological process: trehalose biosynthetic process. Lineage: Eukaryota; Viridiplantae; Streptophyta; Magnoliopsida; Lamiales; Lamiaceae.